Molecule: messenger RNA, 1287 nt
Organism: Aegilops tauschii subsp. strangulata
Lineage: Eukaryota; Viridiplantae; Streptophyta; Magnoliopsida; Poales; Poaceae
Product: putative cyclin-dependent kinase F-2
Biological process (GO): protein phosphorylation; regulation of mitotic cell cycle
Cellular component (GO): nucleus
Molecular function (GO): protein serine/threonine kinase activity; ATP binding
Source: RefSeq, a predicted model, not a curated record
AUGGCCAAGGAUGACGGCGCAGUGACGACGAUCGCCUCCCGGGUCGCCUCCAUCUGCGCCGUCAUCGACCACGCCGUUGCAUCGGAAACCCUGAGCGCCAGGCGAGUCGCCGCCAUCUCCGCCAUGAUCCACGACGUCGCCUCCGCCGCGGAGGAGGGGGCGACGAGAAGCACCGGGAAGCGGCGGCGCAUGGGCAGCUCACGCAGCUACCAGGAGACGCGCAGGAUCGGCGAGGGCCGCUUCGGCGUGGUCCUCAGGGCGCGCCACCGCGCCACCGGCCAGACCGUCGCCCUCAAGGGCCUCCGCUGGACGACGCGCCACAGCCCCGGCUCCGACCAGCUCGUCAGGAAGCUCCUGCGAGAGGCCUGCUUCAUGGCGGCCUGCGGCGGCCACCCCUCCGUCGUCGCUCUCCGCGGCGUCGCGCGCGUGCCCGGCACCAGCGACUACGCCAUCGUCAUGGAGUACGUCGGCCCGAGCCUGGACCAGGUCGUCUACGACCGCAUGGCCCGCCUCGGCCGCCCGUUCACAGAGGACGAGGUGCGCGGCGUCAUGCGGCAGUUGCUGGCCGGCGCGGACGCCAUGCACGAGCGCCGCAUCAUCCACCGCGACAUCAAGCCGUCCAACGUCCUCGUCGUCUACGACGGCGGCGGAGGCGAUGGGGACCUCAUCGUCAAGAUCUGCGACUACGGGCUGGCGAUGUCCAUGGUCGAGCAGAACGCCGACGGCGCGUUCCUGGCCGCCGGAACGAGGUCGUACAUGGCGCCCGAGAUGCUGCUGGCGAAGCCGCGCUACGACACGCGCGUCGACAUGUGGUCCCUGGGCUGCGUCAUGGCCGAGAUGCUCACCGGCGAGGUGCUCUUCGAGAGGGCGGACACCAUGGCUGGCCAGCUCUACAAGAUCUUCGAUGUGCUCGGCGUGCCAGAAAAGAAGAAGGCGCUUAAGGCCUUCAAGUCGCCGUUCUCGUUCCUCGCCGGCGAGGUGAAGCUGUGGCGGCAAGCUCGGCGCGGUGGCAGGCUGCGCGAGCUGUUCCCGGAGAAGACGCUGUCCAAGGACGGGUUCAAGGUCUUGAAAGGGCUGCUCACGUGCAGCACCAGCAAGCGGCUGGACGCGGCCGCCGCGCUCCGGCUCCCGUGGUUCGCUGACACCGACGACGACCACGCUCCGGUAGCCGCUGCAGUUUCGAAGAGCGGUGGUGCGGCCGCGAGCAUUCGCGCGCUGGCGUCGCACUCCUGGCAGAUGGCUUUGUCAUGCUUUGGGCGACCGGUUGGUGCUCAAGAAUUUGUUUAA